CUGCAGAGAGGAGCCCAAGUGUCGGUCCGAGAAAGAGUCAGAGAAAACAGAAGACUGCACUUGCUUUCCCCUGGCUGUCCUGCCUUCUCUGUAUAAGCUGCAAUCAUGGCCAGAAACCUGCUGAAGAAUCCCAGUGGGGAAGAGCAGCUGGAAUUCUGGGAGCUGACGGAGAAUGGCGGGAGCCAGUGGAAGGUGGAGGAAAUGCCAGGAGACUGUGGCCAUGACUUCUGCAAUGAUGGAGUGACCAAGUACUUUGCAACCUCAUUUGAGCUGUGUCUGAAGAGGCAGGUGAUCGACCUGUUAGCGGAGGGUUACUCCGGUGAACAGCUGGACACUCAGCCUGCCGUCACAGUGGAAGACUGGUACUGUGGGAGGACAGACUGUGGCUGCACUUACCAAAUGACCGUGUGUCUGCUGGAUGAGAAUCACGAGGUUAUAGAGGAGUUCAAACCUGAUCUGGUGACUCUUGACCCCGACUGUGACGACUGCUCAUGGAAACAGGUCAGCCACACGUUUUCUGGGUACGGUCCAGGAAUGCGUUUCAUCUCCUUUGAACACGGCGGACAAGACACCAAGUUCUGGGAUGGUUGGUUUGGAGUGCGGGUCACUGGGAGCUCUGUUACUGUUGAUGUCUGAUCGGGAGGAAAAAAAAAAGAGUGAGAGGAGAAGGGAACAAAGCAGAAAGAAAUACUGAGGAAGUAUGUAAAGGAGGAUGGUGGGGGGUUUGGGUUGGGACAGAGAACGAGUGUAAUAUAAGGGCACCAGACUGACAGAGUAGGGUUCAAGGUUUCAGGAGGACCAGCUUUACCUUAUGCAUCUACUGUAGCUCUACUGUAGCUUACACCUCCUUAGAGUGGCUUCAGAAAGUGUUCACACUCCUUCACUUGUUGCACACUUCAUUGUUUUGCAGGUUUCAUUUUAAAUGAACGAAAUUCCCAUUUUUGCCCAUCAGUCAACAAUCAAUAAUCAAUAACAGCAAAAUGAAAAUAUGUCUUUAAACUUUUUUUUUUAUUUAAUUCACCAAAAAUCAAAAACUGAAAUCUCUCAUUUACAAAAGUAUUCAGACCCUUUACUGUGACACUCCAAACUAGGGCCAGGUGCAUCCUGUUUACCUUAAUUAUCCUUGAGAUAUGUCUACAACUCGACCGGAGUCCACCUGUGGAAAACUGAAUUGACUGGACAACACCUGUAGAUAUAAGUCCCUACAAUUCACUCUGCAUGUAAGGACAAAAACCAAACCAUGAAGUCAAAGGAACUUUUGUGGUUAAGCUUUGAGUGUUUCCAAGAGCACAGUGACCUGGUGGCAGCAGCAUCAUGCUGUGUGGGGGGCUUCUCAGUGGCAGGGACAGGGAGACUUGUCAGAUACAAAGAGGUGCUUGACCCUGAGACUAAGACAACAGUUCACCCUACAGCAUGACAAGCAUCCAAAGCCAAGUUAGAGACUUGUCCUGAGUGGCUUCAGGACAAGUCUCUAACUGUCUCUGACUGAGUGGCCCAACCAAAACCCAGACUUAAACCCCAUACAACAUAUGUGCAGAGACCUGAAGAUGGCAGCUCACAGACACCCCCCAUCCAAUCAGAUAAAGCUUGAGAGGGUCUGUCAGGAAGACUGGGAUAAACUGUCCAAAUCCAAGAACUCAAAGCUGUAAAUGCUGCUUCAACAAAGUACUGAAUCAAAGGUCUGAAUACUUUUGAAUGGGAGAUUUCAGUUUUUAAUUUUUAAUAAAGACUGAUGGUGAAAAAUGGAUAUUUUGUCAAUUUAAAACUGAAUCUUAAACACAAAGUGUGCAGAAAGAAAACAUCCUGAAGCGGCUGUGCAGUAUAUCCUGCAUUUAGCUGUUAAUGCUGUGGAAACAUACAGCUGCUGCUGUGAAAACUGCAUUCAUUAAUCAUCUGUCUCAUGGUGGCUGCUUGGCUUUACUAACCUUAAAGUAACUGUUUGCAACACAGUCAUUAAUCACAAUCUGUUAACUACUACCUCUGCACACUGACUUAUGCUGGGACUAAACUAAAUGACUUGUUUUGUGGAUGGGGCGUCGUAACCAAAUCAAGUGGUUUAUCAUUGGAAUGGGAAUUAAAAUGAUGAAAUUGAUGUCUAUGGUACUGUCUGUUUUGUCACGCUGAACUUUCAUGUGAAGAUUUAAUGAAGUGAGUGUGUUAACCUUUGAUUUCCAGAUCAUUCGACUGUUACUGUUAGCACAGAUUACUGUGGUGUGUGGUUGUGGUUUGUGCAGAUGUUAGCUGGGGGAUACUUACAGUUUUUACCAAUUAUAUGGUUCUCCUGAUGGCAGUGGUGGGAAGUAAUUAAUCUCACCGAGCACUUUAUUAGGAACACCUGUACACCUGCUUAUACAUGCCAUUAUCCAAUCAGCCAAUCACAUGGAAGCAGUAAAAUGCACAACAUCAUAUAGACACAGGUCAGGAACUUCAGUUAAUGUUCACAUCAAACAUCAUACAUAAAAGAACCAAAUCUCAGCUUUACUUUGGAUGGGGAACUGCUCAGUCAGACUGAGAUCAGAUGACUGACUCAGCCAGUCGAGGAUGUUCCAGCUCUUCACCUUGAAAAGCUCUUUGCUUUCUUUGGCUUUAUGUUUAGGAUCAUUGUCCUGCUGAGUGAUGAAAUAAUCCAGUGAGCUUUGAUGCAUUUGGCUGAAUCUGAGCACAGAAUGCUCCUGUAGACCUCUGCAUUCACAGUGUCCCAGUCCCACUGGCAGCCAUACAUGUCCAAGCCAUAACAGAAGCACCACCAUGUUUGACAGAGGAGCUGGUGGCUUUGGAUCAUGAGCUCUUCCUUUCUUUCUCCACACUUUCCUCUUUCCAUCAUUUUGAUAGAGGCUGAUUUUUCUUUCAUCCGUCCACACAACUCUGUUCAGAGCUGCUUUCUCUCUGUGUCUGUGAACUGCAGCCUGGCCUUUCUGUUUCUGAGCUUUACCAGGGGUUUGCAUGUUGUGCUGAAUCCUCUGAGCUUAUGCUCAUCAAGUCUUCUCUUGAAUGUUGACAAGGAAACAUGUCUGCCAACAUCCUGGAGAGCAUUCCUCACUCACUGUCCACUCAGAAAGAGGUUUUCACCUUGCAUAUGAUUUUCCCAUCACCCACAAGACUUGUGCUCCUCAGUCUAACAAAUUAUUUGACAUUUUCUACUUUUCCUGUGUGCACCUGCUUUUUUUUUUUUUUUAGAAAGUCCCCAACUGUUGAUAUCGUUGAUAUCUGUGAUAAAUGUUUGCUUUUUUGAGUUCUGCUUUGAAAGUUACCAUCAGAGCAUCUCAGGUAUAAAGUGAGUAACAGUCACUGAGCAAAGAAGCCACUUAUCAGUCACUGGGAAAGCAGAAGAAAGGGACUGGAACAGAUUUCAUUUAGAAACAUGGCUGACCACACAGCCUACUGAAUAUUGAACAACCAAGCUUCAGCAACUCACUUAGUUUUAAUGCUAAAUAUAUUUGGAUUUUCACAUCCUGUUUGUUCCACACAGAGGCUGUGUUCAUGUGCCGUCACAAUUAACAUGAAACAUUAUCUGUUAUUAAAUCUGUUUGAUUCCU
This is a messenger RNA of Toxotes jaculatrix (banded archerfish), 3536 nucleotides long. It is a transcript of the gene fbxo2, whose product is annotated as F-box protein 2. The transcript is spliced from 6 exons. The record is from RefSeq and is a predicted model, not a curated record. Lineage: Eukaryota; Metazoa; Chordata; Actinopteri; Toxotidae. Gene Ontology annotation, cellular component: cytoplasm; SCF ubiquitin ligase complex. Gene Ontology annotation, molecular function: ubiquitin protein ligase activity. Gene Ontology annotation, biological process: SCF-dependent proteasomal ubiquitin-dependent protein catabolic process; glycoprotein catabolic process. Bases 106 to 636 code for a protein of 176 amino acids.